AUGCCUACUGCCGUUGAUCAGGUCAUCGACAAUCCGCACGGUGGCGCCAUGCCGCGCUUCGGUGCCAUCAAGGAAAAGAAGGGGGUGCCGGAUCUGCGCACGACGGCUCCCGGCCUCGACAUUAUCGACAUUCGCCGCGUGGCGGUCGAGAUCAACCUCAAGACAGAGGUGCUGUCCCAGUUCCGCGCGAGGAAUGGUCCCCGGACGCUACCCACCCUGCUUCUGUACGAUGAGAAGGGCCUGCAGUUGUUUGAAAAAAUCACCUACCUGGACGAGUACUACUUGACCAAUGAUGAAAUCGAAGUGCUCGGGUCAUACGCCGCAGAGAUUGUCAAGGACAUUCCCUCGGGGGCCAUGGUCAUUGAGCUCGGCAGCGGGAACCUUCGAAAGGUGAACUUACUCUUGCAGGCUCUCGAAGACGCUGCCAAGGACGUUGAUUACUAUGCCCUGGACCUCUCGCUGGAGGAGCUGCAGCGGACCCUUGCGCAGCUCCCCGCAUACAAACACGUUCGAGCCCACGGUUUGUGGGGGACAUACGACGACGGCCAGGCCUGGCUCAAGAGCCCUGGUAUUGCUUCGAGGAAGAAGUGCAUCAUGAGUCUUGGCUCGAGUGUCGGCAACUUUGGCCGAGCAGAUGCGGCGGAUUUCCUGAAAGGGUUUUCUGACGUUCUCGGCCCUGGGGAUGCUAUGUUGAUUGGCCUCGAUGGGUGUGCCAAUCCGGCCAGAGUUUACCAUGCUUACAAUGACAAGGAGGGCGUCACCCAUGAAUUCAUCCUGAACGGCCUCCGCCAUGCCAACAAGGUGCUGGGAGAGAAUGCAUUUGACGAGAAGGACUGGCGUGUUGUGGGCGAGUACGUGUGCGAUGCCCAGGGGGGCCGGCAUCAGGCCUUCUAUUCCCCGGUCCGCGACACGAUCGUCAUGGGUGAGCGAGUGCAGCCGCACGAGCGGAUCAAGGUUGAGCAGAGCUUGAAGUACUCGAGCGAGGAAGCCGGCGAACUCUGGAGACAGGCCGGCAUGACAUCGGUCCGCGAAUGGAGGCACCGCGAGCACUAUGCUCUUCAUAUGUUGACCAAGCCCAAAAUGUCCUUCAGUCUCAUCCCAUCCGUCUACGCCCGCACCGCUCUCCCUUCCCUCGAGGACUGGGAAGGCCUGUGGGCAACAUGGGAUACGGUCACCCGUGAGAUGCUUACGCCGGCAGAGUUUCAUGAGAAGCCUAUCAAGCUGCGCAACGCCUGCAUCUUCUACCUCGGCCAUAUCCCGACCUUCCUCGACAUCCAGCUCACCAAGACGACCAAGGCACCGGCCACCGACCCGGCCACGUACUCGGUCAUCUUUGAGCGCGGCAUCGACCCGGACGUCGACAACCCGGAGAAAUGCCACGACCACUCGCCCAUCCCGGAUGAGUGGCCGGCCGUUGAGGAGAUCGUCGCCUACCAGGACCGUGUCCGGGCCCGUGUGCAGGGCCUGUACAAGGACGGCAUGGACGCCAUCCCCCGACAUGUCGGCCGGGCGAUCUGGGUCGGCUUCGAGCACGAGGCAAUGCACCUCGAGACGCUGCUGUACAUGAUGCUGCAGAGCGACAAGACGCUUCCUCCGCCCGGCGUGGCCGUGCCUGAUUUUGAGAGGCUGGCGGCCAAGGCCCGCGCAGAGCGGGUGCCGAACGAGUGGUUCGAUAUCCCUGAGCAAGAAGUUGUCAUUGGGAUGGACGACCCGGAGGACGGCACCGACACAGAUGUCGCAUAUGGUUGGGACAAUGAGAAGCCAGCGAGACGGGCCCAAGUUCAUGCCUUCCAGGCGCAGGGACGGGCGAUUAGCAACGAGGAGUACGCACGAUACCUGUACAACACCAAGUCCACCGGCAUCCCGGCAUCGUGGGCCCGAACCAAUGAUGCUCCGGCCGUUGAGGCCGACGGCACCAACGGGAAUACCACCAACGACAACACGGCCGUCCCGGAGUCCUUCAUCCACGGCAAGGCGGUGCGGACGGUCUAUGGGCUCGUCCCGCUGGAGCACGCGCUGGACUGGCCCGUGUUCGCGUCGUACGACGAGCUGGCGGGCUGUGCGGCCUGGAUGGGCGGACGCAUUCCCACGAUGGAAGAGGCACGCAGCGUGUAUGCGCAUGCUGAGGUCCUCAAGAACAAGCAGCUGGAGAACCAGCUGAGCCAGACCGUGCCGGCCGUGAACGGACACCUCUGCAACAACGGCGUGGAAAUCUCGCCCCCAGCCACCCCCACCGACCGCGCCAGCUCCGACGGUGAAGCCGACGUCGAAGCAGCAGCCAAGUCGACGGAGAAGAGACGACCGCGCCAAUCGCUCUUCACCAACCUCGACGGCAACAACUCCGGCUUCCGCCACUGGCACCCCGUCCCCGUCACCUCGCGCGGCGAAAGCCUCGCGGGCCAGGCCGACAUGGGCGGCGUGUGGGAGUGGACGAGCAGCGUGCUUGCGCGCUGGGACGGGUUCGAGGCCAUGCCGCUGUACCCGGGGUAUACGGCGGACUUUUUUGAUGAGAAGCAUAAUGUGGUGCUUGGGGGGUCGUGGGCUACGCACCCGAGGCUGGCGGGAAGGAAGAGUUUCGUCAACUGGUACCAGCGCAACUACCCUUAUGCGUGGGUUGGCGCGAGACUGGUGCGCGAUCUGCAGUGA
This is a messenger RNA of Dichotomopilus funicola, 2646 nucleotides long. Its product is annotated as C-type lectin protein. The transcript is spliced from 11 exons. NCBI's taxonomy places the organism in Eukaryota, Fungi, Ascomycota, Sordariomycetes, Sordariales, Chaetomiaceae. The record is from RefSeq and is a predicted model, not a curated record. Bases 1 to 2646 code for a protein of 881 amino acids.